This is a messenger RNA of Zalophus californianus (California sea lion), 2634 nucleotides long. RefSeq names its product interferon-induced protein with tetratricopeptide repeats 1-like. Bases 232 to 1674 code for a protein of 480 amino acids. Gene Ontology annotation, cellular component: cytosol. Gene Ontology annotation, biological process: defense response to virus. The record is from RefSeq and is a predicted model, not a curated record. Lineage: Eukaryota; Metazoa; Chordata; Mammalia; Carnivora; Otariidae. The transcript has 2 exons. Gene Ontology annotation, molecular function: protein binding; RNA binding.
CCAUCCCUGUUUCAUUUUCCCCAAGCUGGAACUCUGCUAACUAGUUUCAGUUUCCACUUUCGGUUUUUAUCUUGGUUUCCAGUUUAAUUUGGUAACAACACGGCCACAGCUUACUCAUUAACUAUUUAUCUUAUAAAGCCCCGAGGUGGAGCUUUAAGUCCAGAGCAUCCUCAAGACCGGCUGGAUCUCAGAGGAAAACACUGCAGAACCACUGUCUAAUUCAUCACAGCCAUGAGUAAGAACACGGAUGAGGUCAAAGCUAAGCUGGACCAGCUGAGAUGUCACUUUACGUGGGAGUUGCUAGUUGAAGACACCGAACUGCCUGAUUUGGAAAACAGGAUCUUGGAUCAGAUUGAUUUCCUAGACACCAAAUACAAUGUGGGGAUCCACAACCUGCUGGCCUAUGUGAAGCACCUGGCGGGCCAGAACCAGGAAGCCCUGGGGAGCCUGCAGGAGGCUGAAGGCUUAAUCCAGCAGGAACGUGGUGCCCAAUCAGAUGUGAGACUUCUGGUCACAUGGGGCAACUACGCCUGGCUGAAUUACCACAUGGGAAGACCCGAAGAAGCCCAGGCUUACCUGGACAAGGUAGAGAACACCUGCAAGGAGUUCGGGGCUCCCUCCCGCUACAGGAUGGAGUGUCCCCAGAUGGACUGUGAGGAGGGAUGGGCCUUGCUGAAAUGUGGAGGAAAGAAUUAUGAACGGGCCAAGGCCUGCUUUGAGAAGGCUCUGGCAGUGGACCCGGAAAACCCUGAAUUUAGCACUGGGUAUGCGAUCACCACCUACCGCCUGGACGUCUUUAACAAAGCAACACAGGUUAGUGAGGCAUUCUGUCUGCAGACCCUGAAAGAGGCCAUCAGGCUAAAUCCAGAAGAUGCAUAUAUUAAGGCUCUCCUUGCCCUGAAGCUUCAGGACAUAGGCCAAGAAGCUGAAGGAGAAAAGCACAUUGAAGAAGCACUGACCAACACGUCCUCGCAGACCUACGUCUUCCGAUACGCGGCCAAGUUUUACCGAAGAAAAGGCUCUCUGGACAAAGCUCUUCAGCUCUUAAAAAUGGCCCUGCAGGCCACCCCCUCCUCUGCCUUCCUGCACCACCAGAUAGGGCUUUGCUACAGGGCACAAAUGAUCAAAAUAAAGAGAGCUGCCAACUGGCAGCCCAGAGGACACGUUAAAGAAAAUUCUGACAAAAUGGUAAGAAUGGCCAUAUCUCAUUUUCAAUUUGCUCUGGAACAAAAGCCCACAUUUGAAGUUGCUUAUAUACACCUUGCAAGUAUGUACAUAGAAGCUGACGACUACGAAAGAGCUGAAGACACAUACCAAAGAGCGUUCUGCUUGAAAUCACUGGACGAAGAAAAACUGCAAAAGAUACAUUUCCACUAUGGUCAAUUUCAGGAAUUUCAAAAGAAAUCUGAGGUCAAUGCAAUUAUCCAUUAUUUGAAAGCAGUAAAAAUAGAGAAGGCAUCAUUGUCAAAGGAUAAAAGUAUGAAUUCUUUGGAGAAAUUGGCUUUAAGGAAACUUCGUAGAAAUGCAUCAGAUGUAGAAAGCUUGAGCAUUCUUGGGUUCAUCUACAAAGUCAAAGGAGAAAUGAAUAAGGCCCUGGAGUACUAUGAGCAGGCCCUGUGGCUGGCUGCUGACUUUGGGAACUCUGAGACACAAUCCCUAGCCGUGGAAAUAUGAACCACGUUCACAUUUUGUUUGAUUUUUAGGUAAAUGUGUUUAAUCAUUUUUUCUGCUUGCUACUUUCAGAAACAUAUUAAGUAAUCCACUAUAGUGAUACAAGUUUUUAACAUUUAUACUCAAACCUGAUAAAAUAUUGUUUGUAUUCAAUAGUGAAUAGUGAAACAGAUAUAUAUACAUUUCUGUAUGUGAGAGUGAGAGGAACCAUUUCUCUGUGUAUGUUAUCUAGUAGAAAAACAGUUUUUUGAGUAGAUUUGUAGCAGAUAAAGCACUGGACUUACAUAAAAUAAAAUGUUUAAUUCAUUCGUUUUAUCAACAAAUAGUUUUCAGUGUUAGACACUGAAUAUGGUGAUGUGGGGGAGGAAAAAAUCUUUUUACUCUACCCAUCUUAGGUUCACUGGCCAGGACCCUGAAUGAGACUGACAAGGACAGAUCAACAAGAGAAAAACAGAGGUUUAUUAACACAUGCAUCUCACAUACACAUGGGAACUCCCAGUGACGAGUAACUCAAAGGGUGGUUAGAACUUGGACUUACAUAACAUCCUAACAAACGAACAUUACAUUUAGAGAAGGGAUAAGAAAAAGGAAAAGAACCUUGAGUUUCUAGUGUGGCAAAUUGUAGGAAGGUAAAUAUAUGGGGGAGAUUAAUGGAAAAUAAGAGCUAGUUAAUAAGGUCUGUCAUGUAGAUUUCUCUGGUAGUGACUCUGGGCUGAUAAGGGCCUAGAGGUGUCUCAGGCAAUCAACUUCUCUCUUGCUGGGUAGAGAGGGUAAGGGGAUACCUUUACAAAUUUAUGUACUGCUUUCAGGCAGAUAGGGGGAUUGCAGAGAGUUUUUCUUACAUCUGCUUCUUAAUUGCCUUCAGCUGAAAAUAAUCCAUAUGCCAGGUGCCUGGGUGGCUCAGUCGGCUACACAUCUGCCUUUGGCUAAGGUCAUGAUCUCAGGGUCCUGGAAUUGGACCCA